AGUGGCACAUUCCGAGUAUUGUUUCCAGCCGCAAAGGACGUACUUUUUGCGCUUUUCCACGGUGCGGUCGCUUUAUCUAAAAGGGUGUGUGUGUGUGUGAGUGUUUGAGAAAAUAAAACUCUAUCGGGGUUGUGGGAAAAUUGCGAAGAAGUGCAUUUCUAAAAUUAAAGGACUUCCACGGGCUUGUGGUUUCGCGUAGAUUGUUGGGUGGAAGAAGGAAAUUGACUGGAAAGUGGCGAGGAAGAGUGGAUGUUAAGUGUGUGAAAAUCGUUCAACUCUCUCCCCUAUCCUGGGGUGUCCUGUAAUUGGUUCGGUGUGUCUUGGGGCUUGUUUGGAGGAAUGAUUUUCCUAGCCCCGGUUCGCACUUGAGUGAAUAUAAUUGAUUUUUAAUUAAGUUGAUUACCGGUGUGGAAAAACCGGAGGAGAACGAGAAACCGAUUAUUCGUACCUGCGCUAAUAGAAAAAAUUGCGUGAAAAAAGUUAGCACGUUGUGCCAUCCAUUUUCGCCGAGUGAGGAACAGUGAAAAUUCGCAGAACGCAAUUAGUGGUCACAUUUUCCCUACCCACCCCGUACAAAAGGAUAAAAGACACACGCGAAACGAGGCCACUCUCGUCACACGAAAACAGCAGCGAUGACGCGAUCAUGGAACACAAUCAUCGUAUUAGUCAUCUUUUUCUCAUCGUCAUUAGUAAGCAAUAAUGCAGCUCCUGCAUCGAAACCGACUGAAGCAAUCACAUCGACCGGAAAUGGUGAUCCACAGCCAGAGCUAACCGGCGUCGAUGAAGAAGUGUUGGAGCUAGAACAUCUAAAGCACCCACCGGUAACGGCAGCAACGCCACCAGUGAGCAGUGGGGCAAACACGAAGGAGGAGAUCCUGCCCCAGCUCGAGAAGCAACUGGAGGAAGAAGCACAAGCCUCGGCGUCGAUAACCUCGUCGGAUGAGGAUGAUGCCGCUGGGGAUGAUGUGGAUGACUCUGAUGACGAUGAUGGUGACGAUGAUGCCGACGCUGACGAAAAUGAUGACAGUAAUGAUUACGCCGAAAAGUUGGCCAAAGCAUCGGAAAGCAUGUUGUUGAAAACUUUGGCCGAGUAUCACCAUAAGCAGCAGGAACAGGACCAGACAACGACCGACGACAACAGCAAGCUAAUGAAGUUACUUCCCGGGGCAGCUCGUCUUACCUUUGGCCAGCACUAUGGUUCCGACAGUACCACCACUCCAACGAUUCCAAAAAGUUCCGUCACUACCACAACCACGACCACUACCGCUUCUUCCCAGCCCGAGGAGGUACCGAACAAUGAACUUGAGUUUGGAAGUGAAUCUGCAACCCAAAGCGCCCAACGCCGUGGAGAUAAUGCCGAAGCCUUACUGCGUCACAGCGGUGGCCAGUAUUCCGCCUUCGAUAUGGCACAGUACGUCUUCUGGACCGGGGAUGAGGCCGGAGUCGCAAGGGCCGUCGAGGAAUUGAUCCAGAAGGGAUUGAUGACCCGUGAAAAUGCUAUCAAAUUUCUACGAGACAUUCGCCUCGGGAUAGACUACCUGCAGAACACCUACUCGAAUCGCCCGUUUAAAUCUGCACGUCACGUUAAAAAUGAAGAUGGCAGCACUGUCGGUAGUCCAGCUGAGGAGAUCACAACGACAACGACCGUUGCGCCGCCAACCGAGGCCGUGAUGACCAACGUUGAGACCACACAGCAGGUGACUUUGGCGCCCGAGAUUCUGAAGGUCAUUGAAAGGUUGCCAAGCUUGCUGAAGCUGAACGAACUUAGCGAACAAACGGAAUCCACCCAAGACUAUGAUGACGUGGUGGGACGGCUCCGGUUAGCGGAUUUCCUGUACGCCGAAUACUCUCUCGAAGAGGUUAUCUACCAGCUGGCUAAGGUAAUGUUUGUCCAGUCUUUGACUCAAGGUUCCGAGCCGGCUCAACAUGCGCUGCAGAAGCUGACCGAGUUCCUGGAGUCCGAAGGUGUCCACGGACGUAUUUCACCGACGCUACAGAAGAAGAUUCUUGAUGUUCUAUUGGCCGCUCUCGCGGAUACUUUGGCUGAGAAUCCUGAACUGAUGAAGGCAGCACGAUCUGCGCUGGGGAAACACAUGGAGAAGAUUCCACAACGGUAUACUCAGAAUCAGCAUUAAGUUAGGUAAAAUGGAGCACAUUUAAAAUGAUCGGGAUUUGGUUACCAUAAGAGGAAAGGAAUGCUGUUUCAUGAACUGUUAAACUUUGCAGGUAUUAUUAGAUUUGUAAUAAAAAUAUUGUAACUUAAAUCACAUAAUACUCACAACUUUGAGCAACAUCCAAGAGGUGAUUCGUCCAGCAUAAUAUCCAUGGAUCUAAUACUAGUAACUGACUUAGAAGAUACACAAAACAAUCUUAAAACAUCAUUUUCAGCUGAAAAAAAUUGCAUCCUAAAAGCAGCAAACGAAAAGUAAUGUUUUGUCUGCUGGGAAAAGAAAAGAUGAAGAACAAAAUGCAGCGCCAAUCAACAAGUACACUCUAAGUACUUCAGUGCUUUGGAAACUCUUUACAAAUUUUGCGAAAAAAAUAAUAUUGACAAGGGAAACGAAACGAAAGAAAAGUGUAUCUUAUAGUUAGCGAAGAGGAAUAAAAGAAAGGAACAGGGAAACAAUAAUAACAAUACAUGAUUUGUUUGUAAUAAGAAGAAUCAGAUAAGAUAAAUUUUAGGCAAGUUUACUGGACACACACUUUGUGUGACUCUUAACUACUCUAGUUUACUACGAAAAAUAACAAUGUUCUACUUAGCAGCACUAUACUAAACCUUACUCUCUAACGAAAAUGCUAGCAGUAAAAGGUCCUACAAACAGCUGUGAAUUUCCAUACUAUUUAGUUUUUAAAUGUUCUCAAGUAAAUCAAAACUAACCAAAGUCCCAAGUUCUACUAAAUCAAUAACAAUAACACACAUCUUUAGCUGCAAACGAGACUAGUGGGAAGUAUUUACAUUUAUACAAUAUUAUAUCAAAAGAAAAACACAGUAUAGAAAUGUUAUAUCUUUAAUCUUAACGAAUAAAUCAUUCUAUCUAAUGAGCGCUGUCUCAAUAAAACUGAA
Culex pipiens pallens (northern house mosquito) is the source of this 3064-nucleotide messenger RNA. RefSeq lists its product as uncharacterized. The transcript has 11 exons. The coding region runs from base 633 to 2135 and encodes 500 amino acids. The record is from RefSeq and is a predicted model, not a curated record. Lineage: Eukaryota; Metazoa; Arthropoda; Insecta; Diptera; Culicidae.